Molecule: messenger RNA, 2024 nt
Organism: Scheffersomyces amazonensis
Lineage: Eukaryota; Fungi; Ascomycota; Pichiomycetes; Serinales; Debaryomycetaceae
Gene: GAP1
Product: Gap1p
Exons: 1
Coding region: 128-1921 (597 amino acids)
Biological process (GO): amino acid transmembrane transport
Cellular component (GO): membrane
Molecular function (GO): amino acid transmembrane transporter activity
Source: RefSeq, a predicted model, not a curated record
GUUGUUCUUUUUUUGCAAGCAUUUUUAACCUCAUCAACUAAAGGAUAAACCUUAUAAAAAUGAGCCAAAUCCUAAAUUGUAGAUUAUUUAAUAACUUUCUUAUACCUCUCAUUUGAUUCUAUACGUAAUGAAUUCUUCUAGUGAAGUUAAAACUGAAAAAUCAAUCGCAGAUAUGUCACUGUCACUGAUUAGUAAUAUUAAGAGUGGUGUAACUACUUGUAACUCUAAUGAAAGUAGAACAUCUACUUCCGGAGGUAUAUGGAAUAACUUUGUUGAUUCUUUUAAACCAGCUAUACCAGAAGAAACUUUAACCAGUAUGAAUAUUGAUGAUAAUCGAGAAUUAACCGAUAUAGAAAGAAUAAAUUAUAAUUCGGCUAAUUCAAAUUUAAAGAGAAAAUUAAAGACUAGACAUUUACAAAUGAUAAGUAUAGGAAGUUCUAUAGGUAGUGGUCUUUUAGUAGGAAGUGGAGGAGCUUUAAAAACUGGUGGUCCAGCAGGUGUAAUGAUCGGUUGGAUUGUUAUGGCCAGUUGUGUUUAUGCUACAAUGCAAGGUUUAGGAGAACUUGCUGUCACAUUCCCUAUUAGUGGAGGUUUUAAUGUUUAUGCUAGUCGUUUUCUUGAACCAGCUAUUGGAUUUGCUAUAGGAUGGAAUUAUUUCAUGCAAUUUUUUGUUUUAUUACCGUUAGAAUUAGUUGCAUGUUCAAUAACGAUUAAAUAUUGGAAUAAGGAUAUUAAUUCUGAUGUAUUUGUGAUAAUAUUCUGGCUUGCUAUUGUUUUUAUUACCUUAUUAGGGGUUAAGGGUUAUGGAGAAUCUGAAUUUAUAUUUUCUUUAAUUAAAGUCGUUGCUAUUCUUGGAUUUAUUAUCCUUGGUAUUGUUUUAAUCUGUGGUGGUGGACCAAAUCAUCACUUUGUUGGAGGUAAAAUUUGGAGAAAUCCAGGUCCAUUUGCCUAUGGGUUUAAAGGUGUGGCGACAACUUUUGUAACAGCUGCAUUCAGUUACGGAGGAACUGAAAUGAUUGGAUUAACUGCUGCUGAAACAGCAAAUCCAAGAAAGACUCUUCCAAAGGCAAUUAAACAAGUAUUUUGGAGAAUUGCAUUAUUUUAUAUUAUUUCAUUAACUUUAGUUUGUACUUUAGUUGCUUACAAUGAUGAUAGACUUAUUGGAGCUUCAUCUGUUGAUGCUACUGCUUCUCCAUUUGUUAUUGCUAUUGUUAAUGGUGGUAUUAAAGGAUUACCUAGUGUUAUGAAUGCUGUCAUCUUGGUGGCAGUUUUAUCUGUCGGUAAUGCAUCAGUUUAUGCUACUUCAAGAUCUUUAAAUUCAUUAUCUGAACAAGGAAUGGCUCCUAAAUGGACAGGGUAUGUUGAUAGGGCUGGAAGACCACUUGCAGCCAUUGCAAUUACUAAUAUCUUUGGUCUUUUUGCUUUAAUUGCUUCAAGUAAUCAACAAGUAAAUGCUUUCAAUUGGUUAUUAGCUUUAUCCGGUCUUAGUUCUGUCUUUACAUGGUUAGCAAUCAAUUGUAGUCAUAUAAGAUUUAGAAGAGCAAUGAAAGUACAAGGAAGAUCAUUAAAUGAAUUACCUUAUGUUGCCCAAAGUGGAGUAUGGGGAUCAUACUAUGGAGCUAUUUUAAAUGUCUUGGUUUUGAUUGCUCAAUUCUGGAUAGCUCUUUUUCCAAUUGAUACUCCUCCAAAUGCAAAUGAUUUCUUUUUGUCUUAUUUGGGUUUUCCAGUUCUUUUAGCUUCCUGGUUAUUCUAUAAACUUUGGAAGGGAGAUUGGACUUUAUUUAUCAGAGCUAAAGAUAUUGAUGUUGAUGCUGGUAGAGCUAAUGUAGAUCUUGAUUUGUUGCAACAAGAAAUGGCUGAAGAAAGAGCCAAGAUAGCUGAAAAAUCAUUCAUAAUAAGAUGCUAUAGAUUCUGGUGUUAAACAUGUGUAGUAUAUAAUUAUAAUGGAAACGAAAAAUUACGAAUAACUUUUAAUCUUCAUACUAAUGUAAAAUUGUUAAUUAAUUAUAAAGAAGGAUUACAAU